This is a messenger RNA of Pteropus alecto (black flying fox), 2829 nucleotides long. RefSeq names its product DNA dC->dU-editing enzyme APOBEC-3B. The record is from RefSeq and is a predicted model, not a curated record. Gene Ontology annotation, biological process: negative regulation of single stranded viral RNA replication via double stranded DNA intermediate; defense response to virus; DNA cytosine deamination. The transcript is spliced from 8 exons. Gene Ontology annotation, molecular function: cytidine deaminase activity; zinc ion binding; RNA binding. Bases 711 to 2360 code for a protein of 549 amino acids. Lineage: Eukaryota; Metazoa; Chordata; Mammalia; Chiroptera; Pteropodidae. Gene Ontology annotation, cellular component: cytoplasm; nucleus; P-body.
AUCACUCUUCCCCGAAGGGCCUAGCUCAUUCUGGAAUCUUCAUUGUCUGUGAUUCCUAGACAUUAGGACAGAUGGGGAUGGAGGGGACGCUGUUCCUGAGGAUCCUCUAACCUCCUGCCCAUGCUCUUCUUACCCCUGGGGCCAUCCCAGGGCCUCUAGGGCACACGAGCUGAAAGUUUGUAGGGUGGGGCAGCAGUGGGCACACAAGCCGAAAGUUUCCUCUGCGGCUCAUAUUUGUGUGCAAUCUAGACUGGAGGUGACAGGUGGCUACCCUAAGGUCUGCUCCCCAGGAUUCUUUGUUUUCUCACCUGGAGGUCUUAGUGGAUGUGUGACAAGGCAAGCGAUAGCUUUCAGGACGCACACUUGAAGUCCAGGUCCUCGAUCCCCGACCUAGGUUGCCCAGUGGAGAACCAAAGUCCCCUCCCCUUCUGCCAUCCAUGCCCCAAGGCCACACAGCCCGGACAGCAUUCCAGCUCUGCCGUCCAUGCGCCGUGUGAUCUGGAGAAAGUGUCUUAGCCUCUCUGUGGUGAGCCCUCACUGACAUGUCAGGAUUAUCAUCUGCCUCUCUCGAUGCUGUUGGGGUCUGGGUAGAGGACGCAGUGUGGGAUCUGCUCAGCACACCUGCCCUCUCCGAGACGGGAAGUGAAAAGCCACUGCACUGACGUUGGCCCUGACUUUGCAUCAUUCCCCGAGUCUUGUCGGGACACUGAAUGACACCUAACUGCAAAGCAGGGUGGUGUGGAGAGGGCUCCGGCCCCUCCCCAGGGAGGUGGGGCCUCUGUCCUGCGGUCACCCUCAGGGCCUGUCGCAUCCCCUCUCCCUGCCCUCCUUACUUUAUCUUUCGCUUUGCAGUAAGGGUGGGUCCUGCUGCCCAGAGGGGCCUGUCGCCACCGAGGGGGAGCUCUGCCCAGAGGGAGGGCCCCAGAGAUGGAGAGAAGGUGGGUGUGAGACAGAGGAGGCCCACACCCCAGAGACCUCCAACCCCUGCUGCCAAAGCAGGAAGGGGGUGGCGCCUCAGCCGAGAAGGUUGGGCAGUCACUCAGACGAGGGACUUUCCUAAAACCAAGCUCUGUGAAGGAAACGAAACCCCAGAACUACAAGAAAUGGCAGGUCUGGGACAAGCCUGUGAAGGAUGCUGCGGACAGAUGCCGGAGAUCAGUUACCCAAUGGAAGGAUUAGAUCCUGAAACCUUCUUCUUCGAAUUCCAAAACCUGCUCUAUGCCUAUGGGCGGAAGAGCUCCUACCUCUGCUUCCAGGUGGAGAGAGAGCAGCACAGCUCACCGGUGCCCUCUGACUGGGGGGUCUUUGAAAACCAGUUCUGUGGGACGGAGCCCUACCACGCAGAACUCUGCUUCCUGAAUUGGUUCCGUGCCGAGAAGCUGUCUCCUUAUGAACAUUACGAUGUCACCUGGUUCCUAUCCUGGAGCCCCUGCUCCACCUGUGCAGAGGAGAUAGCCAUUUUCCUGAGCAAUCACAAGAACGUCAGGCUGAGCAUCUUUGUCUCCCGAAUCUACUACUUCUGGAAACCAGCGUUCCGGCAGGGACUUCAGGAGCUGGACCACUUAGGGGUCCAGCUGGACGCCAUGUCCUUUGACGAUUUUAAAUACUGUUGGGAAAACUUCGUGGACAACCAGGGAAUGCCCUUCAGGUGUUGGAAGAAAGUGCAUCGAAAUUAUAAGUUUGUGUUAAGAAAGCUUAACGAAAUCCUCAGAAACAUGAAUCUACUAUCGGAAAAAACAUUUAACUACCAUUUUGGCAACCAGCUCCGAGUCAAAAAGCCCCAAGGCCGGAGGAGGACCUACUUGUGCUACAAGCUGAAGCUGCCCAAUGAAACCUUUGACAAGGGCUACUUUAUCAACAAGAAAAAGAACCAUGCAGAAAUUCGCUUUAUCAACAAGAUCCGCUCACUGAACCUGGACCAAACGAAGAGCUACAAAAUCACCUGCUAUAUCACCUGGAGCCCCUGUUCGUACUGCGCUGGGAAGCUGGUGGCUCUCGUCAAAAGUUGUCCCCAUCUGAGCCUGCAGAUCUUCACCUCCCGCCUGUACUACCACUGGUUGUGGAAAAACCAGGCAGGGCUGCGAUAUCUUUGGAAAAUCAAUAUUCCAGUGUUGGUCAUGAAAGAACCAGACUUUGCUGACUGCUGGGACAACUUCGUGAACCACCAGAGCAGGCGUUUCAAGCCGUGGGAGAAGCUGACACAAUACAGUAACUCCACAGAGAGAAGGCUCCUGAGGAUCCUGCGGAUCAACAGAACGGACCUGUUCUUAGCACAGAGCUCAGAACAGGAUCCAGGGCUGAAUGACUUAGUGGAUGCCAUCAAACGUUUGUUCUUGGAUGCCCACCGCCCUCGUGACUAGGAAGUCACUGGGGAUGACUGUUCCUGAAGUGCUGCCAUGCUUGAUACGCUGCUGGCUCACAGGAGCAAGCAGCAAGCUCCGCAGGCAGACUCAACCCUCGUCGAAGGCCAGAAGACCUUUCUCUCCUCAUUCUUCCUUCUCUUUUCUUUUCUCUUAUAAGUGGGUGUCUAUUUUUAUAAUUAAAAAAAAUAAAGAUGAUUUUUAAGUCUGUAAAACUUAAUGAGUUAUCUUCCCGAGGGGGAAUCAGUCCUUCCCUCAUAAAAAUGAGUGUAAAGGACUUUUCUACAGCACCAAGAAAAAAAUUUGUUUGAGAAUUCCCUGUAUGGUCUAGAAGAAUUGGAUCAUUUUGUGGUCCAAGUAUUCUCCGUUCCUUCUCAGUACCUAAUAUGUGUCUAAUAAACAGGGUAAAACUCUGUUGAGUGCAAUUGUCCCAUAGAAUUGAUUGGAGAAAAAAAAAAAAAACACAACA